UUGGCGAGAUGCAAUGGUUGGUGACGCCCGUGGACUAUGUGCAAUUGAGACAGACGAGGGCUACGUCAUUUAUCCAGAAACGGAACACUCUGGUAAUUGCUAGGAGCCCACUGGCGUUUGGUCCGUAGUUAUACCGUUUCUUCACUUGCCCAUCUCCAACUUCGGGCUGGGCCGUGAACGCUGCCUGCCUGUGUGUAUUACGCGACAUGAGGUAAGUUGAGGACAACAUGCGGGAACGCGCGGAAGACGCAAUCUGGAUUGCAAAUGUAGCCUUUAGCUAUUACAAUAUUUAUCGAGCAUGUCUAGACGAGCACUUAGUGUGUAUUGUUGUGCUAGUAGCCCCGUAGGCUAUGGUAAGUAGUAAUAAGUAAGGUAGGCACUAAUCUACACUAACGCCUUAAAGUCAACAAGGAGCGGAACGUGACAGGCGGGGCGCUCGGUACCUGCGUCUUCGAGUCAGAUGCGUCCGGUUCCCGCGGCUGCAAGCUGAAGAAAGACAUGGAACUCUGUCACAUAUUAAGGUACUACAGACUGAAGCUGUAGGAGAUGCCGAUAGUAGUGAGUCACUCCUUUCUGCGGGCUGUCAGCAGUUCAGAAUGUGGAGUCCUUUUGGUUUAGAAUCCAGAGCUUCGACUUGGACUGCGAUGAGAGCUUCAACAUAACAUUAUUUUAAGGUAUUGCGAUGUUACCGAAUAGCAGUUUUGGAAGUCCAUAAGACAAGUAUUCAUCUACCGUCGAUGAAUGAGCUGGAUGCAUCCCGUGGUCCCGUGGUGGCUGCAGGCUAUUGCUCGAAUCGCUCCGGGGAUGAUAUCAUGUGUGCUGAAUGGAGCUUCCUUGGGAACAACCUCUAGGUUUAGGGGAGUACCAGCGACAAUGGGCUAUCAACAAGUCAACCCCUAUGAGAAGAUUGGUCGGAUACAAACGAACACAAGUAGCACAGUGCUUGAGUUGUAGCAAUGUACUAGGACGUAGCAGCUUGCACAAGAUGCCUCUACUUCCCAACUUGGCGCCUGUCC
Messenger RNA from Emericellopsis atlantica, 1016 nucleotides. RefSeq lists its product as uncharacterized. Lineage: Eukaryota; Fungi; Ascomycota; Sordariomycetes; Hypocreales; Bionectriaceae. The coding region runs from base 742 to 954 and encodes 70 amino acids. The record is from RefSeq and is a predicted model, not a curated record. The transcript is spliced from 3 exons.